Molecule: messenger RNA, 2214 nt
Organism: Penicillium maclennaniae
Lineage: Eukaryota; Fungi; Ascomycota; Eurotiomycetes; Eurotiales; Aspergillaceae
Product: ubiquitin-specific protease UBP14
Exons: 7
Coding region: 1-2214 (737 amino acids)
Biological process (GO): protein deubiquitination
Molecular function (GO): zinc ion binding; protein binding; cysteine-type deubiquitinase activity
Source: RefSeq, a predicted model, not a curated record
AUGAUUUCUUGUGUCCAUUCGGGUGCUUCAGAGCUUAGCCCACCGGGGCCCUCUCAAGCUGUUUAUCGGGAGGAUUGCACACAGUGCUUUGAUUCGAUUGAUAAUGACUCGGGUCUGAAUGUGUGCCUCCAUUGCUUUAAUGGUGGCUGUACUGGGGAUAGGGACCAUGGUUUGCUCCACUACAAGCGCUCUGGGCAUCCGCUGGCUCUCAAUAUUCGAAGGACUCCGAAGAAAAUUCAGCGUGACGAGCCCCCGCCGAAGAUUUCGAAGCUCGCGAUCACUGCUGAAACAGACGAGGAUCGAUAUGAAAUUGUGACAUCGGUUACAUGCUAUCCGUGUGCUCAGCAAGAUGUGGACAAAACGAGCGGCAACUUACCCUCAGUGAUUGAGGGCAUCAUGAAUGCAAUGACAUUUUCCAAAAGGGAAGAGGUCAAAGCAUGGGAACAAGAAUUUGUUCCCUGUGAGCACACUUUAUGUAUGAUUCAGCAGGAGAUUGAGGAUGCAGACAGCAAAGACUCCAGCCAAUGCUCGGCUUGUGAAUUGAAAGAGAAUCUGUGGAUCUGUCUGGAAUGUGGAAAUAUUGGCUGCGGAAGAAGCCAAUUUGGUGGCAGUCCGGGGAAUUCACACGCUCUUGCUCAUGCAGACUCAGCAUCCCACGGUGUUGCUGUUAAACUUGGUUCCAUCACAGCGGAGGGCUCGGCGGAUGUAUAUUGCUACAAGUGCAACGAGGAGCGAACUGACCCAGAGCUUGCCAAUCACCUCGCACACUGGGGUAUCUAUUUGGCUGGGCGUGAAAAGACAGAGAAAAGCUUGAUGGAGAUGCAGGUAGAACACAACAUGCAUACUAUGCAAUGCAUCUUCUCGACGCCCGGUUUUGCAGAGCGUUACUACCAUCCUACCAAGGAGCCACCGCUGUGCCAGACCCCAGCACAAGACCUGGAAACUCAACUGAGGAAGCUUGCAGAUGGCAUUCUGUCCGGCCGAUACUCUCAGCCAGUUUCACGUGUUUUUGCCGUCCCGGAUACCCCAGAUGUUCCCCAUCAAAAGGGCCUGCCACCGACGAUGUUCAAAUAUCUCAUCGGACAGGGUCACGAGGAAUUUGCAACAAUGAGACAGCAGGAUGCAUUCGAAUUCCUCCUGCAUGUUUUUAAAUCCGUCAGCCUUUCGAAACAUGAGGGAAGCAUGUUCAACCCUGUCCAACAUUUUCGAUUCGAAGUUGAACAACGUCUACAAUGCUUGAGCUGCAGAAAAGUCCGCUACAAGGUAGAUGAGCAGGACAAUAUCUCAAUUGCAGUCCCCGCCCGCCGUGUGUCGAGCGAGUCUGGACGUUUUGAAUCGGUGACUUUGUCAGAGUGUCUGGAUAUUUUCACGGCACAGGAGAUCGUCGAGCUGAUUUGCCCUGCUUGUGAUAGUCGUGAUGGAUUUUCUAAGCGCUCUUCUUUCAAAACCCUACCGUGCGAACUGGCCAUAAAUGCCCGUCGCUUUGAGCUGGUAAAUUGGGUUCCUACCAAACUUGAUAUUCCAGUGCUUCUCGAUGAUAAGCCAAUUGACUUUGGAGCCUAUUUGGCUACAGAGCGUGAUCCGAAUGAGGAACUUCUUCCAGAAGUCAGCGACAGUGUUAGUUUCGUGCCUAACCCUGGUGCCCUCGAUCAGUUGAUGAGUAUGGGGUUUCCGUCCGCGAGAUGCGAGAAGGCUCUUCACGCAACAGGUAACUCUGAUUCAGAGGCCGCAAUGAAUUGGUUGUUUGCUCAUAUGGAUGAUCCGCACAUCGAUGACCCUCUAGUCUUGGGUCAAAAUACAGGUGGAUCUAAGGAUGUUGAGGAUGAAGGAAAAAUAAUGCAGCUUGGGGAGAUGGGCAUCGAGGCCGCUCGAGCCCGACAGGCUUUAGCUGCGACUGACGGCGAUGUAAAUCGCGCUCUGGACUGGGUCUUUAGCCACCCUGAGGAGGAAGUUGAGGAUAUUCAGACGGACAGUAAUACCCACCGUGUUCCAUCUGGCUAUGACAGCAAGCCAGCCUUUUAUCAGUUGCGAUCUAUCGUCUGUCAUAAAGGUACCUCUGUUCAUGCUGGUCAUUAUGUGGCUUUUGUUCGCAAGGCACUGCCGGGUCAAGACAGCCUUUCAUGGGUCAUGUUCAAUGACGAAAAGGUCGUGAGGUAUGACGAUAUCGAGGAAAUGAAGAAGACUGCCUACGUGUACUUCCUCACAAGGGUAUAG